Messenger RNA from Pomacea canaliculata, 1040 nucleotides. RefSeq lists its product as uncharacterized. The coding region runs from base 147 to 884 and encodes 245 amino acids. Lineage: Eukaryota; Metazoa; Mollusca; Gastropoda; Architaenioglossa; Ampullariidae. The transcript has a single exon. The record is from RefSeq and is a predicted model, not a curated record.
AGGUGCCACAAGACACAGGAUUGGUGGGGCCCACAGCAGCAGAGCUGGAAUCCCUCAAUGAACUGAUCAAGUUUGACCACAUUUACUACAAAGAGGAGCCUCCUGCUCCCAGUGCUAGUAGUACUUCCAACUCCUCCAGCAAUACCAUGUGUAGUGGUUCACUUGAGCCAAGUCUUGUGCUGUCCUCCACAGUUAAAAAGGUACUUCCAGUGUCUGUCAGGCCAAAGACAGUUUCUUCUGGCCAGAUGCUUGUGGCAAGCUGUGAAGAAGAUUUGGGCAUUGGGUCUAUAGUUUUGACAACUGGUUCCAGCAUGUGGGAUAACACUAACAAUAAUAUGGUGUCACUCCUGCCAAAGGCAGCAGAUGGACUUCUGGAAUCGGUACCCAAGCCCACCGGUAAGGAUAUCAGCAAACAGGAUAUGGGCUAUGACAUGGAGUAUGACCCAAGUGCCGAGUUUCUGGACUUUGAGAGCCUGCUUGGCCUGGCAGAACUAGAAACUUCCGAGAUUCAGCUUCAAGAUCCAUCUCUGCAUAACCAGCAGCAGACUCAGGAACACCCAGUGCGUUCUGAACCGCAACAGCAAGUAAUGAAUGUGGGAACAAACAUAGUUGUCAUGGGAGACAAAACCCCAACACGCAAGAGGAAGCGCAACCCAAGUAAAGGCAGCACUCCCCCAUCCCCCAAGAAGGAUGUCAGCAGUUUUGAAAUACUUAGCUUUAGAGACCUGUCCGUGUAUGAAGACAUCCCCCAAGAGAACUUGAGUGAUUCAGGCAUGAGUUCUGAUCUUAGCGAUGCCCCUUCACCUAGUAGUGACAUUUCUUCUGUAUUGGGAGAUGACACUUGGGAAGAGUCUUUUACAGAAUUGUUUCCCUCUUUAUUGUGAGGUUUAGGUGUGAAGGAGGGGAGAUAAUUAUUUACCUCCACCGCUUGCGUGUACAUAUGUAAGAAACUAUAUAGCUCAUGAUAAUGUGUUUAUACUCCAUCAUAAUUUGUUGUUGUUGGUUGAAUGGACUGCAUUAAAAUGGAUUAAGGGUCAUGC